CUGUCGUCCUAUCACCUCCCCUUCCUCUUCUGCGCAGCCCGAGCCUCCUUUCGGAGCUGUUGCCAAACAGCCCUGAUCCGUGUUAAAACAUCAGCGUGGACCCCGGCGCUCUGAAGGCCGGCCGUCCCACCCCCUCGGGUCGGGAAUACUUUGCGAAGGAGAAGAUUUUGUGUCUGUCUUCUCCACUGGAAAUGGCCAAUCUACUUCACUCUGCCAGUAUGGUGCAAAAGCAGUUAGACAUAAUAAGUGCUCUGUAACAGAGCCAGACUGGUUUCCUAUCUCCCGGGAUUUUGCUCUUUAGUUAAAAGAGUUGUCAAUCCAAAAGCCUUUUCAACUGCAGGAUCUUCAGGUUCAGAUGAAUCUCAUGUGGCCACUGCCCCUCCAGAUAUAUGCUCUAGAACAGUGUGGCCUGAUGAAACUAUGGGACCAUUUGGACCUCAGGAUCAGAGAUUCCAGCUUCCUGGGAACAUAGGUUUUGAUUGUCACCUCAAUGGGACUGCAUCACAGAAGAAAAACCAGGUUCAUAAAACUUUGCCUGAUGUACUGGCAGAACCUUUAUCAACUGAAAGACAUGAAUUUGUGAUGGCACAGUAUGUGAAUGAAUUUCAGGGUAAUGAUGGACCGGUUGAACAAGAAAUUAACAGUGCAGAAACUUAUUUUGAAAGUGCCAGAGUGGAGUGUGCAAUCCAGACAUGUCCAGAAUUGCUUCAAAGAGAUUUUGAGUCACUAUUUCCAGAAGUAGCUAAUAGCAAACUAAUGAUUCUGACUGUAACGCAGAAAACUAAGAAUGAUAUGACUGUUUGGAGUGAAGAGGUAGAACUUGAAAGAGAAAUGCUCUUAGAAAAGUUCAUUAAUGGUGCUAAGGAAAUCUGCUAUGCUCUUCGAGCUGAAGGCUAUUGGGCUGACUUUAUCGACCCAUCAUCUGGUUUGGCAUUUUUUGGACCAUAUACAAACAGCACUCUUUUUGAAACAGAUGAACGUUACCGAUAUUUAGGAUUUACUGUUGAUGAUCUUGGCUGCUGUAAAGUCAUCCGUCAUAGUCUCUGGGGUACCCAUGUGGUUGUAGGAAGUAUCUUCACUAAUGCAACACCAGAUAGCCAUAUUAUGAAGAAACUAAGUGGAAACUAGCAAUAAUGUCAUUUUAUUUGCUGCUUUAUUUGUUUGUAAUUGAUUAAACAAUAUAAACUGUCAAAGACUACAAUUUUGGAAAUAUA
Messenger RNA from Ictidomys tridecemlineatus (thirteen-lined ground squirrel), 1214 nucleotides. The record is from RefSeq and is a predicted model, not a curated record. Lineage: Eukaryota; Metazoa; Chordata; Mammalia; Rodentia; Sciuridae.